AUGGCAACGGCACCACCGCGUCGUCGAAACCGCGCUCCAAGCGAGGCUGAAUGGAAGCGCAUCGAGGGAAUUGUGAAGCGACUCUAUAUCAAGGAUAAACUUCCUUUGAAAGAGAUUGCAAGAAUUCUCGAACAGGACCACAACUUCCAUGCUGCGCCCCAUAUGUACAAGCAUCGAAUGAAGAACUGGAACUUCAAAAAGAAUUACAAACGGGAGGAACUGGCAGCUGUGGCGGACUCUGCUCAAUGUUUCGUGAGAGCCGGGAUCCCUCUUCCAGCGACCCUUCACAGCCUGGUCCCAGUGCAGCGUGCGAAGCGCCAUUUCCCGACUCUUUUCGAAAAGUCUUGCCAUCCGAACUCGAGCGAUUCCAGCAAUGGCCGGGAUGGAAUCACCAGGACGAGACCAACUACUGACCGUGGUUCGCAUCCGACACAGAAUCCCUCUGGCCGAAACGCACUGAUGCCGAUGACUACACUACACCAUUCCAAUGAGCUCCGUGACCUCGAGGCUAUCUUGAUGCAGGUCAAUAAUUACUUCCAAUGGAGUCUCCGCAAGGACUCGCCCCUCAGGAUGCAACCGGCUGAGAAGACUCACAUGGGAACGCCUCCGGCUAUUACGCCCAAAGGUUUCCUCAUCGAUAUCUACCAGAGAUGCAGCUUGAUCGCCAACGGUAUCACUGAAGCUGCUGCCGCUCUCGUCACCACAGUUCGCAGAGAUACUGUGAAUUUCCUUCGGAAAGAUUCGCCCGGUCUGGCUAUGCAACUAAGAAGCAACACCUAUUCCUACAUUGGCACGGUUUCUAGAAGAAUUUUGGGAGAGGCACAUCCUGUAACAAUGAUUCUCGCGCUGGCGAGCAGGUCAGGAGGGUUCGUCCCUUCUUCUCAUCUGGUUUUGCAACUGAUGUACGACCUUGCACUGAGACAAGCUGAUAGUCGCUCAAGGUUGGCAGCCGAGAUUGGGGCGAUACUGGUCGAGACGAUCACGGAGGAGUGUGACUUCGAGUCGGCAUCUGAGCUCUGCCGACGUGCAUUGCGACGACGACUGAAACACUUUGGCCAUAACAGUUACUACUACAGACAUCUGUUGUGUCUGUACGGCAGGCUUCAUUUCCUGCAUGGUUUCAACGACGAGGCGGAAAAGAUUUUCCACAACGUUCUGCUCUUGAACGGUUUUGCCGACGAAGAAAAGGACUGUUGGCAGAUGACUAUGUCAUAUCUCGGGUGUAUCUGGGAGAAAAGAAUGGACUGGGGGGAAGCGCACGACUACUACGCUCAAGCGUAUGAUAGUGCGAACGAAGCAUUCGGAUCCGACGAUCCAUCCACCCAGACAUGUUUGCAGGAUCUCCGGCGGGUGCAGGCAAAGCAAGCUCAAGAGAGCCGUGGACUUCAUUCCGUCUCCGAAAACAACGCAGAAGACUGCCUGCAAGACGUCAUGGACAAAUUUGCGGAGCUUCAACAAGAAAUGGAACAACUCGAUUUGGAUGAAGAGGACGACGAAGUCCCGGCAGAACGAGAUAUGCCCUGGAAUGUCAAGCGCGCUGUCGUUGAGGAUAUCACUGGAGACCUCGACGACCACGACCAAUCCAGCCUGGAGCAACCGCUGUCGCACUCCGAGUCGCCAGGUACGGACGCGGACGCGGACACGGACGUCGACCAAAGCAAUUUCGACCAGGAGAUUGCGAAGUCGCAACAGCUCUUGUCUAUGGAGAUGGGAGAGAUCAGGGCGACUGAAACCCUUACCACUAUGGAAGCCGGCAACCCGCAAGACGAAGCGCAUGUCUCCAACCCCUUGGACCCUGUGUUCAUGUUCAGCGGCGAUAUGCUUGAGUUUGAAUUGUCGAGAAACGGAGAAACACUCCUGGAUGACAUUCCCAUCCCCAUUCCCGCCCUAGAUAUGCCGCUCCUGGACGAGGUGCCUGUGCUGGAUAUGAGAAUGGACGACCUCGCAACAAUGCCUUCAGAUGUGCUCCCACAUGGGACCGCUCUUGGAAUGACACCAGACCUGCCACAUGCGACCGAUAUCCUCGAGAAUAUGAAUCCAGAUGGCAGAUUCGAAUCUAGAACUUCGAGAACGAGACAAUGGCACCAGAUUGGACAGGGGCCGGAUUCGACUUUGACUCUAUGA
Molecule: messenger RNA, 2124 nt
Organism: Capronia epimyces CBS 606.96
Lineage: Eukaryota; Fungi; Ascomycota; Eurotiomycetes; Chaetothyriales; Herpotrichiellaceae
Exons: 3
Coding region: 1-2124 (707 amino acids)
Molecular function (GO): protein binding
Source: RefSeq, a predicted model, not a curated record